This is a messenger RNA of Parnassius apollo (apollo), 684 nucleotides long. Lineage: Eukaryota; Metazoa; Arthropoda; Insecta; Lepidoptera; Papilionidae. The record is from the annotation of a GenBank genome assembly.
AUGCUGGCUUCAGCGGCUCCUGAUCGUGUUGCACGCGCCAGGACUCCGCGAAGGCGCACUAACAUCAGGCCUUUCGGCUCAAUCGGCUUUUUUAAUCAAGGCCUUGACAUAAACAACAGAAACCUUAUUGAACAGAUUGCAAGGAAAUUGCAGCUUCAAGCGAGAAGGCAAGCUCUCAAACAACGACUUGGUAUAGCUGGUCCGUUGAGGCGCUAUGGUAGUGAAAGCAGCUUGCCAGGGCUCAGGCGCUCCAACAGUUUUGGCAACCUAAAUCAAAGACAGAAUAUAAAAAACAGAGUUGCUUGGCGGCAAUCCAACAAUAACCUAAGUCGUUCAGCAUCAUUCGGUAAUUUGUCGCAAGGAACUUGGCGGGGUCAGGGUUUCCGACGACGAGGUGGAAGGGUUGGUGCUCUACGUGGAAGGUUAAGGGGCAGUCGUAUGCAGUUUGGACGAACAUUUGGCCGACCUGCGAACAGAAUGCAGACUCGCACGCAGAACUUCCGCCGGCGAAUGCGAGGACGUGGCAGUGGCAGAGGUGGAGUAUUGAGAAAUCAAACCAAUCAAAAACCAGUGCCCACCAAAGAGGAGCUUGACGCGCAGCUGGAUCAGUACAUGGCAAGCACUAAGACGGCACUGGACAAAGAGCUGGAUGCCUAUAUGAAGAGUGCUAUGGAGCUGGAGUAA